This is a messenger RNA of Passer montanus (Eurasian tree sparrow), 613 nucleotides long. RefSeq names its product proliferation and apoptosis adaptor protein 15 (gene PEA15). Lineage: Eukaryota; Metazoa; Chordata; Aves; Passeriformes; Passeridae. Bases 16 to 420 code for a protein of 134 amino acids. Gene Ontology annotation, molecular function: protein binding. The record is from RefSeq and is a predicted model, not a curated record. The transcript has 3 exons. Gene Ontology annotation, biological process: MAPK cascade; regulation of apoptotic process.
UGUCCCUGUGUCCCCAUGUCCCCAGCCAUGGCCGAGUACCGCAGUCUGCUGGACGAGCUGGCCCAGAACAUCACGGCCGAGGACCUGGAGCAGCUCAAGUCUGCGUGUCGCGAGGACAUCCCCAGCGGCGAGGGGGACGCCAUCGCCACCGGCCACCACUGGUUCGCCUUCCUGGAGCGCCACAGCAAGCUGGACCGAGACAACCUGUCGUACAUCGAGCACAUCUUCGAGAUCUCGCGCCGGCCGGACCUGCUGACCAAGGUGGUGCAGUACCGCACGCAGGUGCUCAAGAUCUCCGAGGAGGACGAGGUGGACACCAAGCUCACCCGCAUCCCCAGCGCCAAGAAGUACAAGGACAUCAUCCGGCAGCCCUCGGAGGAGGAGAUCAUCAAACUGGCCCCCCCCCCGAAAAAGGCCUGAGCGGCAGGAGGAGCCCCCGCCCCCCCAGAGCCCCCUCCCCAAUUUCCCCCCCUGGGGGAGGGGCUUAAACCCCCCCCCCAAAUGGGGGAGGGGAGAAUUGGGGGGAGGGGAGGAAAUUCCCAUGGGACCCCCACCCCGAAAAGGCCUCGAAUUGGGGGGGAGGGAUGGGGACCCCCCCCAGUGUGGGUAAGUU